[Candida] anglica is the source of this 1351-nucleotide messenger RNA. NCBI's taxonomy places the organism in Eukaryota, Fungi, Ascomycota, Pichiomycetes, Serinales, Debaryomycetaceae. The record is from the annotation of a GenBank genome assembly.
CUCUUUACUUUGUGAUUACACAUAUCAAUCAAUCUUAGUACCAUGUCCGAACCUAUCAGAAAGAAGCUGGGAGACAUUUCCAAGGCCCCAACCCCACAAAACACUCCAGCCUCUGUGACCAACUCCUACUUGAAGUCUCAACCCCCAACCGUUUCCACCAUCAAUGAAGAAGAUAGCAAUGGAUUGUCUGGACAACUUGCCAACAACCCUGUCUUACUUUCAAUGAUCCAAGGGAAAUUGGGUGAUCUUGUUGGCCAACAAAGUGGAUAUGUUGACUCUUUAGCUAAGCCAGUUAAGAACAGAGUUUAUGGAUUGAAGUCUAUUCAACAAAAGCAAAUGCAAUUGGAAGCUGAAUUUCAAAAGGAAUUAUUGAACUUGGAAAAGCGUUAUUUCAAGAAGUAUGAACCUCUUUACGAAAGAAGAAAGAAGAUCAUUAAUGGUGAUGAAGAACCAACAGUUGAAGAAAUUGAAGAAGGUGAAAUUUUGAAUGAAAAUGAACAUGAAGAUGAUGAAGAACCAAAGAUUUCUGAAGUUAAGGAAGAAGAAGAUGAAGAAGAAGAAGAUGAAGAAGAAUCCGAAAAGGGUAUUCCAGGUUUCUGGUUAACUGCCUUGGAAAACCUUCCAACUGUCACUGAAACUAUAACUGAUAGAGAUUCCGAAGUCUUGCAUUAUCUUAAGGAUAUUAGAAUGGAAUACCUUGAAACUCCAGGUUUUGAAUUGAUCUUUGAAUUCAAUGAAAACCCAUUCUUGACCAAUCAAAUUUUGACCAAGACUUAUCACUACCAAGCUGAAUUAGGAUACUCUGGUGAUUUCGUUUAUGACCAUGCUGAUGGUGUUGAAAUCAAUUGGAAAUCUAAGGAACAAAAUGUCACUAUUACUAUAGAAAGAAGAAAGCAAAGAAAUAAGAACACCAAGCAAACUCGUACUAUUGAAAAGCUUACUCCAACUGAAUCAUUCUUUAACUUUUUCGACCCACCAAAGCCACCAACUAAUGAAGAAGAUGUUAACGAAGACGAUGAAGAAGAUGAAGAUGAAGAAGAUGAAGAUUUGGAAGGUCGUUUAGAAUUAGAUUACCAAUUGGGAGAAGAAAUUAAGGACCGUUUGAUCCCACGUGCCAUUGAUUGGUUCACUGGUGAUGCAGUUGGAUUUGGAUUCCCAGAAGACUUUGAAGAUGAAGAAGAAUACGACAGUGAAGAAGAAGGAAGUGACGAAGAUUCUGAUGCUGAAGAAGAAGCUCCAAAAGAAGAAUGUAAGCAACAAUAGUUUUUUUUUUCGUCCUUCCCCUGAAAACAAUCGUUAGUAGUUUUAGAUGCUAAAUAGUUGAAAGAAUAAAAGAAGAGAGAAUAUGGUA